Aedes albopictus (Asian tiger mosquito) is the source of this 2475-nucleotide messenger RNA. RefSeq lists its product as uncharacterized. Gene Ontology annotation, molecular function: catalytic activity. Lineage: Eukaryota; Metazoa; Arthropoda; Insecta; Diptera; Culicidae. The record is from RefSeq and is a predicted model, not a curated record. The transcript has a single exon. The coding region runs from base 1 to 2475 and encodes 824 amino acids.
AUGGGGGACCCGCUGCAGCUCGACUCAGUUCUGCCUUCUGCUGCCAGCGAACAUCGAAGCCGUCGUGGUCCUGUUGUUGAGUCUGCAGUGGAGGUCCUCCAACCUCCUUCCACAGGCAAGUACCUUCAAUAUGCAAACCUCUCCGUACCUGAUCGCCAUUCCGUUUCCAGUUUGUAUUCUUCGGCGGGCAUUAUCGCUCGUAGAAAGUCAUCGUCGUGUCCAACGCACAUCACAUCGCCGACGCACUAUUCCUCAAGCAUACCGCCACCUGACCCGGGACGCACGACACUAAGCAGUACGGAAGCCCCGGAUCCACUUAGCUCAGUCGCGGCUUUUGCUGUCGACGAUAACAUGCCGCUGUCUACUCGUUCCUGCCAUCCAAGUCGUCCCGGCCCUGAGUCUAGUGCUGGAGAUGGGGUCUUCCAAUCUGCCAACCAAGGCAUGUAUAACAUCCAUCGCAGCAAUUCUCGUCCUGAAGAUUCUUCGAUUCGUAGGUCCUCGCCCCGUGAUGCUAAUGUGGCAGCUGCUUCCUCUAACGUCGUUUGGUAUUACCAAAAUGUUGGUGGUAUCAACAGCUCUAUCGCCGAGUAUCAGCUGGCUCUUAGUGACGGGAGCUACGAUGUCUACGCCCUCACCGAAACAUGGCUGAACGAUGAUACCAUCUCUAAUCAGCUGUUCGACGACUCUUUCGUCGUAUACCGACAGAACCGAUCGCCGUCAAAUAGCAACGAGAGCAUCGGGGGCGGUGUCUUACUGGCGGUGCGCUCUGGGUUCAGGUCCCGAUUGAUCAACCCUCCGAAUUGCUCGUCGGUUGAACAGCUGUGGGUCGCAAUUUCUACUGUCGACGCAGAAAUGUAUGUUUGUCUAGUGUACAUUCCCCCCGAUCGAGUGAAUGACAUAUCUUUGAUAAAGAGUCACAUCGAUUCACUCAACUGGGUUGUUUCGCAAAUGGCUCCUAGGGAUAAUGUGGCCAUCCUCGGUGAUUUCAACAUGAGCACGAUUUCCUGGCAGCGAAAUCCCCUUGGGGCUUUCUUUCCAUGUUCUUCUCGAUCUUCUCUUGGUGAACCUUCACGCGAGCUGCUUGAUGCAUAUUGCACCGCUGGGCUCAGACAGAUGGUCGGAGUAGAAAACGAGAAUAAUCGGUCACUUGAUUUAUGCUUUGUGAGUAACGAGUUGAUCGUUGACUGCAUGGUCACGCAAGCUCCUGCACCGCUCGUCAAAAUCGGAAGCCAUCACCUCCCACUGUUGAUUAAUUUGGAAACAAAACCAUAUCGUUGCUUCCAUGAUACUUCUGAAAGCGUCAUGUAUGAUUUCAGCCGAGCAAACUUCGACGAAAUGGAUGGUUUCCUUGCUCAUGUGGAUUGGAGCGGAAUUUUGAGUAAUUCGGACGCAAACCUCGCUGCUAGCACCUUGUCCAGUGUUUUGCUAUAUGCUAUUGACCAGUUCGUUCCCAAAAAACUUAAACGUGAGCCGGUAAAACCCGCUUGGUCAAAUGCUGACCUCAAAAACCUGAAAAGAAUGAAGCAGGCAGCCCUGAGACGUCACAGCAAAUUUCGCACGGAUUCUACAAGAUCAUGUUACCUAGAAGCAAAUACGACUUAUAAGCAACUUAACGAUCGCCUCUACAAUGCUCACCUAGACCGCCUACAAAGCAACCUCAAAUCGAAUCCCAAGAGUUUUUGGCGACACGUGAACGAUCAACGGAAGGAAACUGGAUUACCCUCUACGAUGACUAAUGGAUUACUUGAAGCUGAUACUACCGGCACAAUUGCCGAUUUGUUUCGCUCUCAAUUCAGUAGUGUCUUCGUUGAUGAACACCUUGACCUGCAGGACAUAAACAACGCCACCCGGAACGUCCCAAGCCUUCCUUCAGUCGCACUGCGUUUUGAUUUCACUAAUGAUACGGUCAUUGCUGCUGGUAAAGAGCUUAAAUCAUCCACAGAAUGCGGUCCGGAUGGUAUUCCUCCGCUAGUCAUCAAACGUUGUAUGAACUCGCUUGCUACUCCAAUGUCCUGCGUGUUCAAUCUUUCCAUGUCAACUGGCGUUUUUCCGGAUUUCUGGAAGCAGUCAUAUGUUUUUCCCGAUUUUAAGAAAGGUUGCAAGAGGACCGUUUCAAACUACCGGGGAAUAGCUUCCUUGAGUGCCAUCUCUAAGCUCAUGGAGAAAAUAGUUCUACAGCAGUUGGUACAGCGUUUUUCUCAUCAUGUUUCGCUGGACCAGCACAGAUUCAUGUCCAAACGCUCAACGACCACAAACCUGACGUGUUUUACUUCGCAUUUGAUACGACAGAUAGAAAAUGGUCAUCAAGUGGACGCAAUCUACACGGAUCUUUCCGCCGCUUUUGACAAAAUGAACCACCAAAUCGCACUCGCCAAAUUCGAGAAAUUGGGAAUCAUGUUUCUUCCCCGUUUCCAGUAUCAUCCGGCGUAUCGCAAGGCAGUCACCUCGGUCCAUUUCUGUCUCUGCUGUAUAUGA